AUGUCACUAAGCAAUGAUUAUGACUUCUCUCUUACCGGAGAAUGUCUGAUCAAAAUGUGCGAAGAUGCCUACCUUGCAGGAUAUCAUUCGAUAACAUUGGUUCUGCAUCCUCCGACCAAGAUUACAGUAAAUUCUAGCGAUGAAGAUGGCAUGGAAUAUGUCCAUAUAAUACAUAAUUCAAACCCACUGACAACAACAAGUAACGAUAGACUUUCAGAUGAGGCUGAAUCCGACGAUUCGAACGGAUCUGAUAUUACUCAAGAAAGAGCAUCGCUGCAAGAUGAAAAAACUUUCCCAGAGAAAAAAUCAGAAACAUCCGAGUCUGAUUCCUUAAAAAUUACCGAUAUCCACUUUCUACAACGAAAGGAACGAAACGAAAUUGCAGAACUUUUAGCGGAUAUUCAUUCACCUACUAAUCAAGCCCCCAGAUACAAAGUAUCGGAAAAGAUUCCAGUCGAACUUCUCAAGGAUAAACUGAAAAGAGAAUACGCAUUGACCAUGAUGCAAACGAGACAUUUUGCACUGAGUGGUCGGAAACCAAAAUUAGCAACUGACAAAGAUACAAAAUUAUAUACGAAAGGAUUGAAAGCCGCUUAUAGGUUAGGGGCGGUUUUUGCAUUUGCUCUAAGUCACCCAAAACUCAUUACUUGGGACGAAAUAGUUGAGGCUACGUCUGCAUCACCUGAUGACUUGCGAAAAGCGAUCAAAUUCGCAAUAAGGAUUUAUGAAUUGUUCAAGAUUCUAGGCAACGAGGCAUUUAACAAGGCUCAGAAUAUGCAACUCAACUUUAUGAACAGGCUAGACGAUGAACAAUACAGUGUUUUAAUCGAGUGUUUAAAAAGUAUCAAGAAAACCAAAUAA
This is a messenger RNA of Paraglomus occultum, 861 nucleotides long. NCBI's taxonomy places the organism in Eukaryota, Fungi, Glomeromycota, Glomeromycetes, Paraglomerales, Paraglomeraceae. The record is from the annotation of a GenBank genome assembly.